This is a messenger RNA of Dimorphilus gyrociliatus, 1413 nucleotides long. The record is from the annotation of a GenBank genome assembly. Lineage: Eukaryota; Metazoa; Annelida; Polychaeta; Dinophilidae.
UCGUUACCUAGACUCCGAAUAUUAUUCAACAUGACAGAGUGUACAGUUUGCCAAAAUUGUAGUGAAAAUAUAAAUGAAUUAUCUUGCCAGCAUGUUUUCUGCAAUGAUUGUUUCGAUCAAUUUAUAGCGGGAAGUAUUGUGGAAUUAAGAUUCUUCCUUAGAUGUUGCGUUUGCGGUACUAGAACAAUACUUGUAAAGGAAUCGAAAAAUGAGUGUCCAAUACUCAAUUUUGGCCGAGAGGGAGUUGAAGUUUUACAAAAACCACUUUCUCUAGCGAGCAACGGAAAUUGUUUAACAAUAUCGGACAAAGAAACAAGUAGAGUUACUGUUUGGAAAGAUGGUGCCUUACUGAACAGUUUUCCCAUUAUUCAUCGAUCGAAUUUCUGCCAUGGCAUUAGUGUUGCAAAUGAUCGAAUUACUGUUGCAGUCGCCGAAAACCAAUUCACAGCUAUAUGCUCUUAUACAUUCUGUGGUAAAUUCAUGAUGGCCACUUACUUAUCAAGUUCUGUUUAUGUAACAACGAUUCAACAUAUACAAAAUCAUGAAAUAAUGAUCGGAGAUGCAGAGGGUCGACUCUACGUAAUUGGUAAGUCCGGCAAGGUCAAGACGGAGAAGCAGCUAGAAAAUUGCAAUUAUAUAGGAGGAUUAACAAAAUUAAUAACUGAUGAGAUAGCUAUUACAAAUACUCCUAAGCAUACUAUACAAUUCUAUGAUGAUCAAUUAGAAUAUCUAACAGCUACAGGAGGGUAUGGACAGCGAGCCGAACAAUUCAAUUUUCCUACAUCGAUCGAUUCUUGUCAUAAUAUUAUUGCUGUUGCUGAUACGGGUAAUAAGCGAGUACAAUUGUUGGAUAAACGUGGCAAUUUUAUUCGGUUUUUAGUUCGAUAUGUCGAUACGGUUGAUGUGUUUAUGCAACCAAUUGGGGUAACAUUUAUUCAAGAAUGUAUUGCUGUCAUGUUAGGAGGUGUAAACAGAACAAAGGCGGGAGAAGUACGAAUAUAUCAGCUUUAAAAAAAAUUAUAAAUAAUUGUAUUCAGUUUCAAUCAAGCUUAUCCAUUGCUUUCAAACGCUCCAACAGAGGAGGGUGUGAAAAAUAAAAAGCAGAAUAGAGACUAUCAGCAAUAGGAAAACCUAAAUUAUCUUUAUGCAAUUUGAUCAGAGCACUUUUGAGAUAUGCCGCUUGUUUCACGCUCUUAGCAAAAGCGUCUGCCUGAAAUUCGAAUCUCCUACUUAGAGCGGUCAUCAGAAAAGAAAACACCUGUUGAUAUGGCAAAUUAUCUUAUACUCAAUUUUCUUUAAAAAAAUAUGUAUGUAUACCUCAUUGUAAGGUGAAAAGAUAAACUGUAAGAUUAUUAUCAAUCCAAUAAUGGUUGGCAUUUCAUUCAUAAAUCCAAAUGACAUGAAUAUUUUUUU